CCGUGUUUGCUGGUCUCGCGCGGACGCACACUGGAAAACAACGUCUGACGUCACCAUGAGCGCCUCGCGAGUGUUGACGUCGUCGACUAGUUAUGUUGUUAGGUGAUAUUUCAGAAAAAAAUACACGCAGGCGCGCACGCAAAACGAAUUAGCUGUUUAUCCCGCGCCGGCAUGACGUCCUCAGCGGGGCUGCCGCUGCUCGCAGCCGACCGAGCAGCCUCGCGCCCCGCGGGCAGGCCGCCGCCCGCGCCUCCUCGCCCGCAUCAGGCCGCGCCGGCCGCCGGCGUCAUGGUCGAGUCCGUAGAUGACGCGGAGGGUCUUUUUGUGGCGGUGGAGCGGUGCCCGCUGUGCAGCACGUCGCGCCGGAGGCUGACGUGUGCCCGUUGCGUGCGGGCCGGAGACUUCGUGUACUUGGACGGCAGAAACGCGGAGAGGUGCGCGGACAAGAUGGCAAGGCUCAAGACUCUGAAAGAGGAGAAGGAACAACUGCAGCACAGGGUAAUCCGCGCCAUGCACAGGAAGCUGCGGACCGACGAGAUGAAGUGGAAAAUCAUGUGGUGCCACGUGAAGAUGGAGCAGAUAAACCAGGCGCUGACCUGCGCGCACCAAGAAGUCAAGAGCGACAAGGAGCUGCUGCUGCACUCCCAGGACGAACGCCAGCGCCUCCAGCGCCGCGCCAACCGCCACCGGCAGAAGCAAGAGAAGAUCGAGCGGCACAACCGCCGUCUGGGCGAGCUGCUGGAGCGACGCGAGCAGGAGCUGCGCGGGCGACUGGCGCAGCUGGCGGCCACGCGGCGCGAUCACGUUGCCGAGUUGAUGGCGCACAUCUUCCCCACGCGGGAAGAGAAGAGCUGCAGCAGAGACCCCGCCGAUGUGGUCUCCGAGUGCGACGCGACGCUGACGUCCAGCACGGUGAGCGAGCUGGCGGAGGCGCGCCGGACCACCUACCUGUCGGGCCGCUGGAUUUGGGACGACCAGAACGGGGAGACCAGCGUCAGCAUCACGGGGCCCGCCGUCACCCUGCCCAGCAACGGAGACUGCUCGGCCUACUACAGCUGGGCGGACGAGAAGAGCAGCAAGCACGGCCCGGAACUGGACCACAUCAACCCGGCCCACACCAUCAGCGCCGCUCUGUGCUACGCCACGCAGCUGCUCACCGUCUUGUCGCACAUCCUGGAUGUCGGCCUCCCCAAGAAGCUGUGCAACAGUGAGUUCUGCGGCGACAGCCUGAGUCGCUUCCGCUUCACGCGCGCGCUCAGCAAGCUCAACGCCAACACGCUGCACCUGUGCUUCUCACAGCACGUGGACUGCGACAAGCUCCACCCGCACCACACGCUGCGCAACAUCAUGUUCCUGGUCUCGGCCGCCAACCCCAACCUGGGCAGGACGGGUCCGUUCGAGGUGAGCGCCGACCUGGAGGAGUCGAUGGAGUUCGUGGAGCCCGAGGCCUCGGGAGCCGCCGAGGAGAGCGGCGACGAGGCGGUCACCGACGACGAGACCGACCUCGGCACCGACUGGGAGACCGUCCCCAGUCCGCGAUUCUGCGACAUCCCCUCGCAGCCGAUGGAUCUCUCCCAGAGCGCGCUGCAGGUGUCCCAGCCGUCCGUCAUCACGGGAGGGAUGAUCUCAUCCGCGGCGGCCUCCGUCACGUCCUGGUUCCGAGCGUACACGGGUCAGCGCUGAGCUUGCCACUUGGACGAGGGGGGCAACGCCGCACGGGGGGCGCCACCUCCUGCUUCCCCCCAACACACCCCCCACCCUUUUUGUGUGUGUGUGUGUGUGUGUGUGUGUGUGUGUGUGAGAGAGGACACUGGUUACCACGGCGACAACGGACACUGUUUACAUAGCUCUUCUGAUUGACACUCGCCUUUUUACCCAAAUCGCAAUCUGACAAACGGUGGGUGGGACACACUGACACCUCCUCGGCCCUUUUCUACUGGACGGGUUCGACCCCGAAACAGCCUGCUUUGCCGCGACACUUUUUCGAGACCGUGCGGGUGCCAAUCCUUGUGGUUGCCACCUGCUUUCUUUUUUUUUUUUUUUUUUUUUUUUUUUAUUAUAAGAACCGUUUCCAACCUGCUACUCAAACGCAGGCCGAAGCGGGGGCCCGUGGUGUCACUGUCAUCCGGUGGGGCGACAGCUGUGGCCAUUUCUUUGAGUGAUGCGGCAAAGGACUCCUCCGCACUUUCCUUUCAAAUGUGCUCGUAUGGGGAGGGCCCAAGACGCUUCGUGUCAAAAAGCUUCACGUCACCUCAUGGCCGAAAAAUACUACGGCCAAUCUUCACGACGAUUUAAGCGGAUGUUGCUCAUGAUGUUGUUUGUUAUUUUCCUCAAAAAUUUGAAGUGAAAAUACUCAAAAGUUGAGAUUACGGGAUAGGUGAGUAUCGAUAACAAGUAGAGGUAUCGGGUCUUACUGGAGGCCGCCGAUACCGCCUUCCAAUUUAAGGCAAGAAAAA
Messenger RNA from Hippocampus comes (tiger tail seahorse), 2456 nucleotides. RefSeq names its product autophagy related 14 (gene atg14). Gene Ontology annotation, biological process: mitophagy; autophagosome membrane docking; autophagosome assembly. Gene Ontology annotation, cellular component: autophagosome; phosphatidylinositol 3-kinase complex, class III; extrinsic component of omegasome membrane. Lineage: Eukaryota; Metazoa; Chordata; Actinopteri; Syngnathiformes; Syngnathidae. The record is from RefSeq and is a predicted model, not a curated record. The coding region runs from base 172 to 1683 and encodes 503 amino acids. Gene Ontology annotation, molecular function: phosphatidylinositol 3-kinase regulator activity; protein-membrane adaptor activity. The transcript has 12 exons.